Molecule: messenger RNA, 948 nt
Organism: Brenthis ino (lesser marbled fritillary)
Lineage: Eukaryota; Metazoa; Arthropoda; Insecta; Lepidoptera; Nymphalidae
Source: the annotation of a GenBank genome assembly
AUGUUUAUUGUUUUAGCUAUAAUAGGAGCUAUAACCGUGGCUGUAUUCGUUAUAGACUCAUUAUGGAGCGUAUUCGAACUAGUAACCUCGUAUCUUAUGCCAUACUUCAUUCCUACGGAAGUGUUACCCUUAUCGAAGAGAUUCGGGUCUUGGGCCGCCAUCACCGGUAGCACGGACGGGAUAGGCAAGCAAUACGCCCUGGAACUAGCUCAGAGAGGCAUUAAUGUAGUACUCAUCAGCCGCAACCCUGACAAGUUGAAGAAUGUAGCUGAGGAGAUCGAGAAACUGCACAGCGUCAAAACAAAGAUAAUUGUAGCUGAUUUUAGUAAAGGAAUAGAAGUGUACCAGCAUAUAGAAGAGCAGCUGAAAGAUAUCCCUCUAGGCAUAUUGGUGAACAAUGUCGGUGUCCAAUACGAUUAUCCGAUGCCAUUAUGCGAACUACCUAUUAGCAAGGCUUGGGAAAUAAUAAACGUGAAUGUAGUCGCUGUUACUACUAUGACGCGAAUGGUUCUUCCUGGCAUGGUGGAGAGAGGGAAGGGCACGAUCGUCAACGUGUCCUCUGGCUCGGAGUUACAGCCUUUACCUCUUAUGGCAGUUUACGCUGCCAGUAAGGUAUACGUCCGUAACUUCACCUUCGCUGUGCGUGAAGAGUAUGCCUCAAAGGGCAUCUAUAUCCAACAUCUCUCACCUUUAUUUAUUUCUACGAAAAUGAAUGUAUUCUCGCAGAAACUACUAGAUGGCAACCUGUUAGUCCCAGAUGCGACUACUUACGUCCGUAAUGCUAUAACAACCUUGGGUAGAGUCCAGAACAGUACCGGAUACUGGUUGCAUGGUAUACAGUAUUUCUUCAUCAAGUCGGCACCAGAAUGGGUCCGGUCAAAAAUCGGCGCGUAUCUCAACCGUGGUUUCCGGGAAGAGCACAUGCAAAAAGUCAAAAAUAAGGCUCAA